Oppiella nova is the source of this 298-nucleotide messenger RNA. The record is from the annotation of a GenBank genome assembly. NCBI's taxonomy places the organism in Eukaryota, Metazoa, Arthropoda, Arachnida, Sarcoptiformes, Oppiidae.
GGCAGCAAAUGCCGCGGAUAUGGCGAGAGUUAAAGUGAAUUACGAGACUUUUAAGGGAUGGCAGACAUGUAUAGCCAAAGUCCGCAAAUUUGGUGAUUUGCCGAAGAAUGCUCAGGACUAUGUGCGGGCUGUCGAACGCUUAGUGAAUGUGCCGGUCAAAUGGGUUGGUGUGGGCCCUAAACGCGAGGCUAUUAUUACGCUUUAUGUCGAGUUCAUGAAGUUCAGUACUACAGCUUCUCAGACUGAGACCAUGUAUUGGCCGUUGUCUGAGAACUCAAUGGCGUUGACACAUCCGUAG